Molecule: messenger RNA, 1595 nt
Organism: Mytilus trossulus (common blue mussel)
Lineage: Eukaryota; Metazoa; Mollusca; Bivalvia; Mytilida; Mytilidae
Product: acetylcholine receptor subunit alpha-like
Exons: 2
Coding region: 261-1451 (396 amino acids)
Biological process (GO): monoatomic ion transmembrane transport; nervous system process; regulation of membrane potential
Cellular component (GO): synapse; plasma membrane; neuron projection
Molecular function (GO): transmembrane signaling receptor activity; excitatory extracellular ligand-gated monoatomic ion channel activity; transmitter-gated monoatomic ion channel activity involved in regulation of postsynaptic membrane potential
Source: RefSeq, a predicted model, not a curated record
GUCAUGUUAUUGAAAGUAUCUAUUAUACCAUAGUUCAAACAAUGUUAACGCUUUAUUCUUUUUCAAUCCAUUUAAAACUAAUUACUAAUCAGAUGGGAUUUCAAUAUGGUGGAUAUAUAAUUGCUGACAUAGUGUUGGAUUUUAUGUAACUUUUUAACAGUUUAUAAAUGAUAAAGUAUUCACCACUUUGAACAUAACGACAACAUUCUAAACCAAACCAGAAACGCAUUAAAGAUAAACUCCAAGUAUAAGUUGGAAAAAUGAAGAUUCAAAAUGGUGGAUGUGUAGUAAUUUUGAUAAUACUAGUAUCAAUUUUGAGAGAAAGUUAUUCGAUAUCUUAUAGGAAUUUUGAAAAGUUCUUCAAAAAUAUAACCGGUGGUAAAAACAUAAAUUUGCGGCCAGUCCUUGACCAUAAAUCGAAAGUGAAUAUUUCUAUUUAUUUUCAUUUAAUAUAUAUCCAGGAAUUUAAUGAAGUUGAGGGAAAAUUAAGUUUAACCGGAUACUUUAAUAUAAGUUGGGUUGAUCAGACUAUACCUUGGAAUAGCACAGAAAAUGGAAUCGAACAAUUUACUCUCCAAGAGCAUAUAAUUUGGAAACCAUCUUUUAUUAUUGGAAAUCCAUAUGAUGGUGUAAAGUUAAUUUAUAGAGACGAAAAUGUGAUAAGAGUACAGAGUAAUGGUGUUGUUACGUGGACCACUGGAGAUAAUUAUGAGGUAUUUUGUAAUGCAGACGUUUCGAGGUAUCCAUUUGAUACACAGGUUUGCAAUCUUGAGAUAUUACCAUGGGGAUAUACAAAUGAGGAAAUAGUCGUUGUACCGAUUUUCGACUUUGUUGUGCACGAGAUGUUAAAUCCACAAAAAACAUGGGAAUUUAUUGGUUCAAGUGUUACAAAACGAAAAGACCUUCAACUUCUAACAUAUUCAAUGAAACUAAAACGCCAUUCCAUGUUUUUCGUUUUUAACCUGAUUCUCCCAAUCAGUAUGAUGAUUAUUUUAAACAUUUUUGUGUUUUUACUUCCAACAGAAAGCGGAGAAAGAGUUGGAUAUGCUGUAACUGUUCUUUUGGCAAUCGCAGUUUUCUUGACUAUUUCAUCUGAAAAUCUUCCCGCAACUUCAAUUCCACGAUUGUCUUCAAUAUCUAUUCUUUUAUUUGCCGAUGUUUGCAUUAGUGCUUUCAUUGUUAUCAUGGUUAUUUUAAGCUCACGAUAUUAUCAUCGGAAGCGUGAAUAUCCAGUUACUAAGUUUAUGCGGGGAUUUGUAAAUGCUUCAAGAAUAGUACGCUGUAAGAUGUGUUGUUCUAGGAGAAAAAAGGAAAAGUAUAGUGCAAAGGAAAAGGAAGAGGAAAUUGAAUGGACCGAUGUCGGAAAGGAAAUUGACAUGGUAUGCAGUAUAUUCAUUACUGUUGUGAUUUUAAUUGUCAAUGCUUUGUAUAUCAUAGAUGUCGCAGUGUGAUCACCGAGUUUACAUUAAUCUUAUCAUUUGUUUCAUAGUUUGAAUUCAAGAUAUCACAAAAAAAACAUGAACUACAAGGACUGAUUUUAAAUAUAUGAUUUAUUCUAUCGUGUAAUUUGCUUUUAGCACAAAUAAAAAUCUCUA